Molecule: messenger RNA, 756 nt
Organism: Colletotrichum karsti
Lineage: Eukaryota; Fungi; Ascomycota; Sordariomycetes; Glomerellales; Glomerellaceae
Product: minor allergen alt a 7
Exons: 4
Coding region: 1-756 (251 amino acids)
Molecular function (GO): NAD(P)H dehydrogenase (quinone) activity; FMN binding
Source: RefSeq, a predicted model, not a curated record
AUGGCUCCCAAGAUCGCCAUCGUCUACUACUCCAUGUACGGCCACAUCCGCACGCUCGCCGAGGCCGAGAAGGCGGGUAUCGAGAAGGCCGGCGGCACUGCCGACCUCUUCCAAGUCGCCGAGACGCUCCCGGAGGAGGUCCUGACCAAGAUGGGCGCUCCCCCCAAGCCCUCCGACGUCCCCGUCAUCGAGCCCGACACCCUCCAGACCUACGACGCCUUCCUCAUCGGCAUCCCCACCAGGUACGGCAACUUCCCCGCCCAGUGGAAGGCCUUCUGGGACAAGACCGGAAAGCAGUGGAGCUCCGGCGGCUUCUGGGGCAAGUUCGCCGGCCUCUUCAUCUCCACCGCCUCCCUCGGCGGCGGCCAGGAGUCCACCGCCAUCGCCGCCAUGUCCACCUUCGCCCACCACGGCAUCAUCUACGUCCCCUUCGGCUACGCAAAGGCCUUCCCCCUCAUGGCCGACGUCACCGAGGUCCACGGCGGCGGCCCCUGGGGCGCCGGCACCUUCGCCGGCGCCGACGGCUCUCGCCAGCCCACCGAGAAGGAGCUCGAGAUCGCCCGCAUCCAGGGGCACGGGAACGGCGCCACGGUGGAGAACGGAACGAACGGUGCCAACGGGACCGAGAAGUCGGCUCCCGCCCUGGCCAAGAAGGAUUCGGCGACGGAGACGGAGGGCCGGGCCCCGGGGGAGUUGGACGACAAGGACGUCAAGUCGGGACCGUGUGGACUGCCCAGCAAAUGUGUCGUGCAAUGA